Messenger RNA from Sus scrofa (pig), 2581 nucleotides. It is a transcript of the gene FAM204A, whose product is annotated as family with sequence similarity 204 member A. The record is from RefSeq and is marked provisional. Lineage: Eukaryota; Metazoa; Chordata; Mammalia; Artiodactyla; Suidae.
UGUUGGUGGGUCUUAAGAUGGCUGACGGGCGGCCGGCUCCGGACCGUCGCUGUACCCGGGAAAGAGCUGCAGUUAAUGGGAGUGUCAGCAAGCUAGACAUCCUACAUCAGAAUCUGCGGCGCUUAGCGCUUAGUUCUGGGCCGGGAGGGGACUCUUCCCGUUUUGGGGAUCGGAGUGUGGCGCUGCUGCCGGCGAGCCUGCAGAGGACCGGGUUGUGCAGCCAAGCAAGAAAAGUGUACCUUUCUAGAGCCACCCUCUCUCUGUCUUGAACCGUAUUAACACAAGAGGGGGCAGACAACUCAGCGGAAAAGCUUUCCAUCCUUCCAUGUUAUUCCUAAGAAAAGAUGUGGAGUGGGCUGCUCCCUCCCGGCCUAAAUGAAAGUGAUGUUGAGUUGGAUUCUGACGAUGAUGAAGCCACAUUAGAGAGCUCUGGACUUAACUUACAGGAAGGGAAAGAAGAUGGGACCAUUACAGAAACAGAGAUCUCAGAUAUCCCUACAAAUGGACCAAAAACUGAAGCAGAGGCAAAUGUAAAUGCGUACGAAGAGUGUCCUUCUGGAAUUCCCUUAAAUAUGUGGAAUAAAUUUCAAGAACUGCAUAAAAAACAUUCUGAACAGAAAACCUCAAAUUCAACAAUCAGAAGGAAAAAAAGAAAACGCUCCAGAAAAGAUAAAUUGAAGAAUGAAGAAGACUCUCAUAAUGAACAGUCCAAAAGUGAAACCCAGUGGAAGGAACUCACCCAGUAUUUUGGAGUCAAUGAUAGGUUUGACCCCCCUGUUAAAAAGAAAAAAGUUGAAAAGUCGGGCCUUGAGAAGAGCAUAGACCAAGCCGUGGAAGAGUGGAACAUUGAGAAGGCCGAGGAACUCAGCAACCAGCUAGCGACUCGAGAGCUUGGUGUAAAAAUUGCCAAAGCAAUUGCCUGCCACAACUUUGUGAAAGCCAAAAAAGAUGCUGAAAAUUCACAGGUUGCUCGAAAAAAGAAGAAACUUGCCUGGGGGUUUGAAGCAAAGAAGAGGUGGGAAACCAAAAGUAACAUGGGGUAUAUGUGACUUGUCAGAAUUCCUCAAGACCUUCAAGACUUCUCCCUUGAAUCUUCAGUUGCUCAAUUGACUGAAAAAAAUUUUCCUGCUUCUGUUAACUAUAUCAGGAAAUUGAUGGAAGUAGAAAAAAUAAGCAUAACAUUUGGGAGUUGAUUAUCAAAUCUUUUUCAGUCUUUUUCUAAAGAGUUCAUCCUAUUGAAGUAAAUGACAUGGAGAAUUCUGUUAUUUGUACAGGAAAUUUAAGCAUACAUAUGGAGGGAAAAGAUAGGAUUUUAUUUCUUUGUUUAUCUGGACCUCCAGGAUAAAAUCAAUUUUACUUUUCAUCCAUUUGGUGUAGCAUAGCCAAAGAGCUCCUCGUGCUUUCUUAUCUGUACUCAGUGUAACUACACUCAUUCUGGAGUUAUUCUGGAGUUUUUAAGAUUGUCAUUUGUUUGUAAUGGAUUAGUCAUAAGUGCAAGAAAGUCUCAAUUGAUAAUGAGACUUUUCCAAUUUGUAAGUCACUUUACAAACAACUUUAAUUAUCUUAAUGUUAUCAAAGUAAUUAUUGAUUCUUUAUUAGAGGCAGUAGCAUUGAUAUUUCACAGUCACAUAAUAAAAGCAAUUGAUUAAUUUCUGUGUACUUUCAGAUUAAGUAUCACAGUUUUAAGAAAUGACAGAAUGUAGUGUUUGAAGGAUGAUUUAAAUUCCAGUUCUCUGCCUGGAAAUGUCUUCUUAAAUCUCUCUCUCGCCUCUGUCAUUUAAAUUAUGAGAUGGUUCUUAGAGGAGAAAUUGGUGUGAUAUUGUUAGUUAUAACUCAAGACAGUGUAACUUUGAACUUCUAAGAACGUUGGCUUGAUUGUUUUUACUCCUCUUCCCCAUUAAUCCUGGAAAGAUUGAAUGAAUGAAUGAAUGAAUGAUGAAGGGGAUUGCUUCCCUGAGAAGUAGUUUUCAUCAGAAGUGUGCUUUGAGAAAUCAUGUCACAAGCUGGUGGACGAGACCACGGCUGGAAGUUGUGAUUUUUUGGGCAGGUCUUUGGUGUUCUGACACCUCCUUCUUGGUGCUCAGCAGAGGGAAAGAACUGCUUUUGGUGGGUUUUCAUUAAUUCACUUCCCUUCAUCAGAGGUUUUCUAGCCAUCUAAUACAGACUUUCUCUAGGCUAAUAAUAUGAAUUCAGGAACAUAGAAGAUGAGUCAUGAUUGUAAUUAUAUUAUUAGUAGUAGUAUUUUGUUACUUUUAGACUUACAAUUAAUAACCAAAUUUUACUAAUUAUGAUGACAUAUUUAAUGGGGUUUUUUCCUUUGUUUUGGACUAAGUCAGCAACUAGUUGCUAUUCAAGAGAGCAAAAAUCAUAUCAUGUAAUAAAGAAGGCAAGAUUUUAGGAGAUAGUGUAUCUGCUUAUAGAAUUAAUUCAUCAUGAAAAGAUGUUCAGACCAAAUAUUGGGAAAUCUUUACAUUUCUGCUUAAACAUUCCUUUGUUGGGGUCUGUAGGUAUAAUCAUACACAACUUACCUGCACCAUCUUAUUUUGCACUCCUAAGAGGUGAAUAAAACUUAGAGUAUAGG